AUGAAGACGUGGGCGAUAUGCUUGCUAGUAAUUUUUUCCCUUGUUGUUACAGUGUCAGUGAAAGGUAGGACCUACGUAGGUGGCGGUGUGACUAAUCCGUGCUCAGGUCCUAAUCCUCCUCCAGGAUGCAAUCCUCCAAACUCUCUUCAUACGAUCGGUAAGCCCGCCAACAACUACACCCGUGGAUGUUCCAAAAUUACACGCUGCAGUCGAGAUACCGGGUGA
Messenger RNA from Eruca vesicaria subsp. sativa (arugula), 225 nucleotides. Lineage: Eukaryota; Viridiplantae; Streptophyta; Magnoliopsida; Brassicales; Brassicaceae. The record is from the annotation of a GenBank genome assembly.